This is a messenger RNA of Orussus abietinus, 1881 nucleotides long. RefSeq names its product leucine-rich repeat-containing protein 58. The transcript is spliced from 5 exons. The coding region runs from base 228 to 1277 and encodes 349 amino acids. NCBI's taxonomy places the organism in Eukaryota, Metazoa, Arthropoda, Insecta, Hymenoptera, Orussidae. The record is from RefSeq and is a predicted model, not a curated record. Gene Ontology annotation, molecular function: protein binding.
GUCGGACGCGGUCGGACGUAGCGAAGAACUCACCAUGAAGCGCAGCUUCGAUCGGUGAUCGAUAUCUCGACCUCGAACUCGCGAUCGCCCACGGCUUCCGGCGGCUGGUUAACUCGAGAUUUCCGGACAGCCCGAGGCCGAACUCGACCGAUUCGAGAGAUCGAUUGGACCACUCGAUCUCCGUUUCAAAAUCGCGAUUACAAGGAAAAUCAUCUUCAAAGCCCACGAUGGAGAACUACACGUCCGACUCGAGCGACUCCGACACGAGUGGAGGGAAGACCCUGGACCUGUCGUAUCUGAUGCUGUAUCCAGCCGUCCUGAACGAGUACUUCCUCGGCGCGAAGAACCCCGAGCACGUCGAGACUCUUCUGCUUCACCAGAACCGUUUGGACCAUCUUCCUCCGAGUAUAAAUCGGUUCUCCAGCCUGCACAGCCUGGACCUGUCGAAUUGCGGGCUGACCAGGCUGCCCGACGACCUGGGCGAUUGUCCGCUGAUGUGCCUGAUCGCGAAAAAUAACAACCUGCGGAACGAGUCCUUGCCGAAGAGCCUGGAGAACCUGCCUUACCUGCGGGAACUGAACCUCAGCGGAAACAGGCUGACCGAGUUCCCGGAACAAGUUCUGGACCUGGCCAGUCUGAAAUACCUGUACCUAGGUGGCAACGCCAUCACCGAGAUCGCAAAGGACGUGUGGAAGCUGCAGAGACUUCAAGUACUGUCCAUGGGAGGUAACGGACUGACGGAGGUGCCCUCGACCGUGGGACUGCUGACCGCGCUGCAAGCCCUGGUGCUCUGCGAUAACAAGCUGGAAAGCCUGCCGAGCUCGAUAGCGAACCUGAAGAACCUGAAGUCCCUCCUGCUGCACAAAAAUUGCUUGAGAACGCUGCCCACGGAGAUUAUCACGCUAAAGUGCCUCACCGAGCUCUCUCUUCGCGAUAACCCCCUGGUGGUGCGCUUCGUCUCGGACAUGACUCACAAUCCGCCAUCCCUGCUGGAACUCGCGGCGAGGGUGGUCAAGACCAACGAGAUCCACUACGACAAGACCAACGUCCCCAGGAACCUCAUCGACUACUUGAACAGCGCUCACCGAUGCGUCAACCCCAAGUGCAAAGGGGUGUUCUUCGACAACCGGGUGGAGCACGUCAAGUUCGUGGACUUCUGCGGGAAAUAUCGCCUCCCGUUGUUGCAGUAUCUCUGCAGCAGCAAGUGCAUCGGUCCUCGCGAAGGGGACGAGGAGAUGGUAUCCGGAGCCAUGAUAAGGAAGGUCCUCCUGGGUUGACCGCGUUUUAUCGGGGGUCAUCCUCAACGGCACCCUGAAGAGUACCUCUCGACUUCUGCGGGCAGAAGACUCCGGGACGUCCACGGUGGAUCUUCGAAAGAACCGUUCAAGUGCUCGAAACCUGCAAAAAAAAUUAUGGACGAGUUUCCGCGUUUUAUCAACUAAGAAAAUAGAAACCAACGUAACAGCGCGCGAGAACCGUCGCUAUCGAUAUCGAGCAUCGUCGAGACGAUUGCGCGAUUUGUCCAGCGAUAGGACAAAUCGAUUUACAGCGAUUUGACUAUCGAAACGCGACCAAAGGAUUUUUUAUUUGCUUCUCUCGAACCUUUCUCCCGACUGGAGGAAGAGGUUCGCCAGCGCAAAGAGCUCAUAAACUUUAUCGGUAACGUAGCAUUCUCGUUUUACAGGUUUCUCUAUUUUCUUGUUGCGCUUCGAUAAGCCCGUGAAGUGGAAAUAAGGAAAGAGAGAGAGAGAGAGUGUACACCGAUAACUUUUGGAACUGGGUCGACGUACAUAAAUUUCGCAACGGCCUCUCGAACACACGCCCUUCUCAACGUUAUCGUUAAUAUUUUAUUGUUAAAUAAACCACAAAAAUGUACAGUAA